This is a messenger RNA of Spodoptera litura, 2274 nucleotides long. RefSeq lists its product as uncharacterized. Lineage: Eukaryota; Metazoa; Arthropoda; Insecta; Lepidoptera; Noctuidae. Gene Ontology annotation, molecular function: DNA-binding transcription factor activity, RNA polymerase II-specific; RNA polymerase II cis-regulatory region sequence-specific DNA binding. Gene Ontology annotation, cellular component: nucleus; transcription regulator complex. Gene Ontology annotation, biological process: regulation of transcription by RNA polymerase II. The record is from RefSeq and is a predicted model, not a curated record.
UUCGUGUAGUGAGGGUGUCAGUCUAUAAAUUGAAAAAAAAAAAUUGAAAUAAUUAUUAGUAUUUUUAAACGAGUAUUUUAGUUUUUAAUAUUGUGUGUUGAAGUGGUUAGUGUUUUUUUUUGGUGUGUUUCGGAGUGUUGUGAAGGAUUUAGAAGCAGUCCUGUUUCCAAGAUUCUGUGAUGAAAUCCACAAAUAUGGAGACUUGUUCCGACCGCCUGAGUCCGUCGAGCGACUUAACAAGCGAGUCGGAAACAUCGCUACCACCUUUUCCUUACGACAACCAGAAUGGAAACUUCUACCAAGCAGAGUUAAACGAAAAACAAUACUUUUCUUGCAAACAAAAAGCAAGAAAUGAAGAAAAAAGCCCGAAAGACAUUUACCUACAAGAAAGCAAUAAAAUGACAUUCGAGAAUUAUCUUUCCCCGCCAAGAAACAAGAAAUAUUUGAAUUUCGAACUCAAAUUGCCGCCAACGAACGACAAUAUUUUUUCGCAAAUGGAUGCCGACAAUCGGAUGCGUUCAGGUUACUUCAACGAGGUCCAAGAUCUAAAGAGUUGCGUUCAGAACGAGAAUAAUCCUAAUUUGUCGGAAAUGAAGUUGAAUCAGCAGAUUUUUGACUACGUGAACGUGAAUGAGAGAGUGCCACAGACGUAUUUUGCUGAGAAUGAGAACAGUAAUCUGCGGUAUUUGAACUUUAACUCGGAACAAGUGCAGUGUGUUUGUGAGGCGUUGCAGCAAAAAGGUGAUAUUGAGAAGUUGGCAGUGUUUCUAAGGAGUUUGCCGGACAGUGAACGACUUCGAGCACAUGAGACAAUACUGAGAGCACGAGCACUAGUAGCGUACCAUAAAGGUGUAUUCAAGGAGUUGUACGCUAUACUACAGGCGCACUCAUUCCCGCCAAGACAUCAUACCGCUCUACAGACUCUGUGGUUUAAAGCGCACUAUUUAGAGGCUCAGCAAGUUAGAGGCAGGCCUUUGGGUGCCGUAGAUAAAUAUAGACUUAGAAAAAAGUAUCCACUACCGAAGACCAUAUGGGAUGGGGAAGAGACCGUCUACUGCUUCAAGGAGAAGAGCAGAAACGCUUUGAAAGACUGCUACUAUAGAAAUAGGUAUCCCACACCCGACGAGAAGAGGGCAUUGGCUCAGAAGACGGGCCUAACCCUGACACAGGUCUCCAACUGGUUCAAGAACAGGAGGCAACGAGACCGGACACCACAACAACCGAAUAGACCAGAAAUGCUAGUACCGGCUCAAUAUGCGGGACCUCAAGGAGGUUUGGCACAGGCAUUGCUGCCUAAUGCCUAUUACCACCAACUACAAGAUCCGACGCACUAUUUACAUGGCGGCGCACCAUAAUUGUCAAUUAAAAAAAUAGUCAAUUAUUUCAGUGCCCGGCAAUAAAUAUCGCACAUCGAACAAUUUCGUUUCUUAUUUUGAUCAUUUAUUUCUACAAAACUUUAUUUUUCAGUCUUUGGCUGACUGUCCCCUUUCAAAAGUUGAUGUGCAAUAUUUAUUGCUAGGUACUGUACCUACCAGUGUUAGACAACAGUAAAAAUUGUAAUUAGUUCUUACUUAUUCUCAACAGAUGGCACUAGUGUUCUAAGGGUAAGAUAUUAUGUAGGUCUUUACAUUUAUCGGACUGUGAAAAAUGGUGUUACUGGUAUAUAAAUAUUAUUUUAUAAUUUUUAGAUUAUUGUAAAUAGUUAAUUCUAGUUUUAUGUAUACGUAUUAAAGUUUUAUUAUUAUAUUCAUUGUCGAGAUAUUUAGUAGUAAAGUAUUUGGUAUUGUAGAUGAUGUUGCAAUCAAACUGAUGGAAUACGUAUUUUGAGGUUUAAAAAUAAGGUAACAAUACUUUUGCUAUAUUAUACUGAGGGGAUCUUAUAGAUAAUCUUAUAUUUGUUUUCUUUUUUACUAUAGUUCCUAAAUGCCAUGCAGUUUAUAAUUUUAGUUUUAAUUUAAGUUUGUCAAUACUUUAAAAAGAUAUGCAAAUCUGUGUAAUAUUGUAUAAUUAUCUAUACUUGCUCAGAUCGAUUAAAAUGUUUGUAAACGAAUCACAAAGUUUAAACUAUAUUUGACCGCAGCGAAUAGCACUUUUGUGUGAUUCCAUUUUUUUGUUAUCAUUCAGAACUGUGAGUAAAAUAAUUCGGAAUGGGGCUAUCGUUUAUAGCUCACUAGAUUGCGUAAACCUAGCAAAAGGUCUUUUGAGGGGGGAAAUUCAUCUAAUAACCUCUCCCGCCCGGGUGAGCCAAGAGGGAGUGUCAGACUCUUACUGACU